Rotaria sp. Silwood1 is the source of this 393-nucleotide messenger RNA. The record is from the annotation of a GenBank genome assembly. NCBI's taxonomy places the organism in Eukaryota, Metazoa, Rotifera, Eurotatoria, Philodinida, Philodinidae.
AUGCAUUGGGUGAUUAAAGACAAAGGUGAAUCUUGGACCGGUCAAUAUUUUCGUGACAUUAUUUUAAUGCAACACGUAUUUCCAUUCCUCACCGACGAGGAAAACGUAAUUGAUCUGGAUAAUGUGAUAUUUGUUCACGAUAAAGCACCGUGUAUGCGAGCAAACAUGACUCAACAUCUGAUUAGAGAUAACAAAAUCGAGUUUUGGGGCAAUGAUAUUUGGCCUGGUAAUUCGCCCGAUCUCAAUGCGGCGGAACAUAUUGGAUCAAUAAUGAAAGAUGAAGUUGAACAAAAAAUGUUAUCGGAAACUGGACAUAAUCGAUAUAGUGAAGACACACUUAAAAAGCACAUUCGGGCAGUAAAGAGUGCUAAUGGUCGUCAUACUGAUUAUUGA